Babjeviella inositovora NRRL Y-12698 is the source of this 1313-nucleotide messenger RNA. RefSeq lists its product as uncharacterized. Lineage: Eukaryota; Fungi; Ascomycota; Pichiomycetes; Serinales. The record is from RefSeq and is a predicted model, not a curated record. The transcript has a single exon. The coding region runs from base 104 to 1219 and encodes 371 amino acids. Gene Ontology annotation, molecular function: ferrous iron binding; oxidoreductase activity, acting on single donors with incorporation of molecular oxygen; zinc ion binding.
UAAAGCUGUACUACCUUGGCCCCAGGUUUCUAUCACAAAUAUCCACCGUUUGGGAUAAAGAGCGCCUCCCACAAGUUUUACCUUGCAUCGCAUUUUCUUCUGUAUGAGCAAGAUCACUAUACUAGUUUCGUCCCUUGUUGCACUCAUCGUUGCCGUGAUUUUCCCCAAACUCUUCUUCCAAUCCGCCAAAGUUACUCCAGUUUUAACCCAUAUGGUUAGUUCUGCGUCCGCCACCUCCACUGCGUCCGACAUUACCAAGUACGAUCAAAGAUUGAACAUGGGCAUCACUUCAUACGCCGCAGCUUCCCCGUACAACCCAAGUUACUUCUUGAGCCAUGGUGGUCCAACUUUCAUGUAUUCUGAAGAGAAUGGAAAGGGUGGUGAUAUGGGUGCCUUCAGGGCGUUGCAGAAGAUCGGGUCCCAUAUUGUCAACGACGUCAAGCCUGCUUUCAUCAUGGUUGUCAGUGCUCAUUGGGAAUCUAGCGGCCACGACAACAUUGAAAUCACCAUUCCAAAGCCCAAGGGAUUAAAGCCAGAUGAGAACGAGUUGAUUUACGAUUUCUACGGUUUUCCUGACCACAUGUACCGCGAACAGUUCCGCACCAGAGGAUCUCGCGAGCUAUCUCAAUCUAUUUCUGACUAUUUAAACGAAAAUGGUUUGAAAGCUUCGGUUACCGCCAGAGGGAUCGAUCACGGUACCUGGGUUCCGUUUAAGGUUGCCUUCGGUAAGACCGGGCUCACUGACGAUUACUGGCACUUGGGGGUCCCAUUGAUUCAGAUUUCUCUUGCACAUACCGAAAAAUUUGCUAUUCACGAGCAAUUGGGUGGCUUGUUGAGACACUUUACUGAAAAGAGUGGUGCCAAUGGUAUCUUGAUCAACUCGGGUAUGAGCGUUCAUAACUUGCAUGAUUUGGGUACUGCAAUGUACAACCAUCCGAAUAGGCCGAUGUCUUAUGUUGUUCCGUUCCAUGACAAGUUGAGAGACAUUUUCACCAAAAGCACUGAUUAUGAGAGUAGAAUUGAGGGGUUAGAAAAGUUACACCAAGAGCCGAUAUUCAGGCAGGCUCAUCCAAGUGUCGAGCAUUUCAUGCCCAUUGUGGUUGCCGAUGGGUUUGCUGGUAAGUACGGUAAGGUGAAGGAAGUUUACAACAACGCGUCUCUUAGUUUGGGCUGGGGGGUUUACGAGUUUAUUGCUUCUAACAAAGACGUUAAGCUGUGAGGUUAGCUUAGUGUUAGGUCUUGUUUAGAAGGUUAGACAUAGUGUAUAUGAAUAUUCUCUAAAAAGAGUCACAUCCCAGUCAGUUCUAGUAAAU